This is a messenger RNA of Pollicipes pollicipes, 1797 nucleotides long. Its product is annotated as contactin-3. Lineage: Eukaryota; Metazoa; Arthropoda; Thecostraca; Pollicipedomorpha; Pollicipedidae. Gene Ontology annotation, molecular function: protein binding; axon guidance receptor activity. Gene Ontology annotation, biological process: homophilic cell-cell adhesion; synapse organization. The record is from RefSeq and is a predicted model, not a curated record. Gene Ontology annotation, cellular component: plasma membrane; neuronal cell body; axon. The coding region runs from base 1 to 1005 and encodes 334 amino acids. The transcript has 9 exons.
AUGGCCGUCGAUGGACCCUUCGUCCGGACGGUCCCGGAGAGUGGGCAGAUCAUUGUGGACCAGGGCCAGAACGCCAGCCUGGAGUGUCACGCGCGCGGCAACCCCAAGCCCAGGGUGCGCUGGAGGAAAAAGGUGCACAGCACGCACAGCAUGGUGGAGCUGAGCCGGGGGGAGCGGCUGCACCUGGCGAAGGUGACGCGCUCCGACGGCGGCCUGUACGAGUGCGUGGCCGACAACAGCAUCGGCGACACGGUCACCGCCCCGGUCAACCUCCAGGUGCUCUACAAGCCGGAGACGGAGGUGGAGCGCAGUACCGUGUACACCGGGGAGGGCUUCAAAGCGCAGUUAGUGUGCUUUGUCCACGCCGACCCCAUCGCCGAGGUGAAGUGGAGCCGAGUUAACUCUCCGAUCGACUAUAGUCGAGCAACGCUGUCAAACGACAUCAUGAUCGGAACGCGCCACACGCUCACCAUCGACAACGUCCAGCUGGACGACUUUGACACGUACAUGUGCACAGCGCGGAACGGGCUCGGUUCGGCGUACAGCAAGAUCGCGGUGUCAGGGGUGGCCGACAAGGUGGAGGUGAUCAGUACGCCGAUGGACGGGGACUCGGAGUCGUACGACCUCGCCUGGAAGGUGAAGAGCUACAGUCCGAUCAUCGAGUACAAGAUCGCCUACCGCAAGACCAAGUUGAACUCGACCAGCCACAGCCCGGGCCGGUGGAAGGAGGUGCUCGUGCCCACGACGGGACGGGAGCCGGUCGACGACAUCCACUUCCAGCAGCAGGUGACGCUGACGAAACUCACAGCCGCCACCGCCUAUGACCUGCACAUACAAGCCAAGAACAAGCACGGCUGGAACCGCGUCUCAAACACCUUCCACUUCUCCACCAUCGGCAGAGCGAUGGAGUCGCGCAGCCUCGCCGCCAACCGCGGCUCACGCCCGGCGCUCUAUAUUCACCUCUACUUCAUCCUGGUGGGCGUGGUCAUCAGGAGCAUCGUCUGAGGUCACGGCACAUAUUCCUGCCAUAGAUAUCAGCCACCCCGGUAACUGAAGACCAUUCGCGGAAAUGCUGAACCCCGGGGACACCAGUGCAAACUCAGGACGGCUGAGGCAGCGGCAGAACGCAGUCGGCAUGGCCGGGUGUUUUCCCGCCGCCGUGGGCGGGGCAGCGGGUCCGGAGAGCAAACACAGAUCGUGGCAAUGCCGAGGUGGGCUGGUGACCACGCUGACUCUGGGGUGACAAGCGUCGGACUUAUGAGAGCACGCGCGAAAGCUGCUACUGGCGUCCACGUGUGCCACAAGCCGCGUAUGCCGGCUUGAGGAUGUCACGUGCUGCGGGCGAUACGUGUAACGUGUGAAGCACGGCAUGUCCACGUGGCGAGGGUGGUGCAGCCACGGUUCGCGUAUGCGCGCGUACGUACGUGCGCUAGUGUGUUUGUAUGUGUGUGCGUGCGUGUGGCGUGCCUGUGUGCGUGCGUGCGUGCGUGCGUGCGUGCGUGCGUGCGUGCUCGUGUGCGUGCGUGCGUGCGUGCGUGCGGAGCGUGGAGCACCAGAGCCCUCGGGCGGUAGCCCACCGACGGAUACGAGCGCCCUACAUGUUUUCUGUGUACUCCGUGGACCGGUCUAGUGCCUUGAUGGAACAGCCACGGACCGUAUGCCUGCUGUCGAAUAGCGUCGAACCACAAAUAAACGGUGUCGUCGACCGGUAGGGUGUACGGUGCCCCUGUGCAUAGGUGCGUCACAUGUGUGCAUGCGCAGUAUUCUGGUGUAAAUACAUCCAAUCUUAUUGUUUUA